This is a messenger RNA of Populus nigra (black poplar), 1049 nucleotides long. RefSeq names its product transcription factor MYB59-like. Gene Ontology annotation, cellular component: nucleus. Lineage: Eukaryota; Viridiplantae; Streptophyta; Magnoliopsida; Malpighiales; Salicaceae. Bases 85 to 816 code for a protein of 243 amino acids. The record is from RefSeq and is a predicted model, not a curated record. The transcript is spliced from 3 exons. Gene Ontology annotation, biological process: regulation of DNA-templated transcription. Gene Ontology annotation, molecular function: DNA-binding transcription factor activity; sequence-specific DNA binding.
UACAACUAGAUCACCCCAAGUACCAGUAAGUGGGUGGGCUAAAGGUCGGAGAGAGACAGAGAGAAAAAAGCAAAAGGGAGAAAAAUGAAAAUGAUGCAAGACGAAACCCGAAAGGGUCCAUGGACAGAACAGGAGGACAUUCUACUGAUCAACUUCGUGAACUUAUUUGGAGAUCGACGAUGGGAUUUUAUAGCAAAAGUAUCAGGUUUGAACAGAACAGGAAAAAGUUGCAGGUUGCGAUGGGUUAAUUAUCUCCACCCUGGUCUUAAAAGAGGAAAGAUGACACCUCAAGAAGAAAGACUUGUCCUGGAACUUCACGCCAGAUGGGGAAAUAGGUGGUCAAGAAUUGCUCGCAAAUUACCGGGGCGAACUGAUAAUGAAAUAAAGAACUAUUGGAGGACUCAUACGCGAAAGAAGGCUCAAGAAAGGAAAAGCGUCGUGUCCCCUUCACUGUCAUCUUCAAACUGUUCCUCUUCAUCAAAUAUCACUACAGUGAAUUCAUCAUCUUCUCCGGGAACUGGAGAAGCAAGUUUUUAUGACACAGGGGGGCUUGAACAAGUUGCUUCAGCAGGAAAAAACGGAGAGGCAGUGCAAGGGGGUGAAAAGGGAUACUCGAUGGAUGACAUAUGGAGAGACAUUGAAAACACUAUUGAACCAGUUUGUGAUGGGUUUAGUGAAGAAGGUUGCAAUUUUUCUUAUCCUUCGUUGGCUUCUCCAUUGUGGGAAUAUUGCCCAGACAUGCUUUGGAGUAUUUCUGUUGAAGAGAGCAAGAUGUUUCUCCCUUGCGACGACGGCACAAUGCUUUUGACAGGCUAAUCAGAAAUUCUUUAAUUAAAUUUGUCCAUGUAUGUGAUAUUUCUCCGAGGAAACUCUCACCUGUAUAGCAUGAGUUUUCUCCAAGCUAUCUUAUGGGUAACCUGUCCCAAGUGUUUUGUGUGUUUUCACUUUCAGCUAGGAAAAGAUAACCCUGUCAAAUCUUCUAUGAGGAGAUUAUCAUGUUCAACAAUGUAUAAUAUAGACCUUUAAGCAUCAAUUUCGAAUUCCGAGUU